UCAGCUUAUCUUCAGCACAGCCUGGGUAGCAAGCUUCAAAUACAGGCGAGAAGAAAAAAUUCGAUUUUUGUCUGCAGAGGCUUCUGAUAAAGAAGUAAUGGAAGAGCAAACCCAAGUUUUGAUGCCCAGAGUACAGCUAGGAUCCCAGGGAUUAGAGGUAUCCAAAUUAGGUUUUGGGUGUAUGGGUCUCACUGGAAUGUAUAAUUCCCCUGUUUCUGAAGAAGUGGGCAUAUCCAUCAUCAUGGAAGCAUUUAACAAUGGCAUCAGCUUUUUUGACACCUCUGAUGUCUAUGGACCUCAUACUAAUGAAAUUCUGGUUGGCAAGGCGCUAAAGCAGCUUCCACGAGAAAAGAUUCAAUUGGCCACAAAGUUUGGGAUUGUAGAUCUUCAUAAAGAAGGUGGUCCUGUUGUAAAUGGUAAGCCGGAAUAUGUGAGAGCUUGCUUGGAAGGAAGCCUCAAGAGGCUUGGAUUGGAUUACAUUGAUUUGUAUUAUCAACAUCGGAUUGAUCAAAAUGUGCCAAUUGAAGAAACAAUUGGGGAGCUUAAGAAAUUAGUUGAAGAGGGUAAGGUGAAGUAUCUUGGGCUAUCAGAAGCAAGUGUUGAUACUGUCAGGCGAGCACAUGCUGUUCAUCCAAUUAGUGCAUUGCAAAUAGAGUGGUCACUUUGGACAAGAGAUGUGGAGGAAGAGAUAGUCCCACUUUGCAGAGAGCUUGGAAUUGGAAUAGUUGCAUAUAGUCCUAUUGGUCGUGGUUUUUUUGGUGGUAAAGCAGUUCAUGAAAGUGUGCCUACAUAUAGUUCACUGGCAUCACAUCCAAGAUUCAGUGAAGAAAACCUAGAGAAAAAUAAGAUACUAUUCUUCAAGUUAGAAAAAUUAGCUGCAAAGCACAAAUGCACAACAGCUCAGUUAGCUUUGGCUUGGCUACUUCAUCAAGGGAAUGAUGUUGUUCCAAUUCCAGGAACAACAAAGAGCAAAAAUUUGAACAUUAAUAUUGGCUCUAUAAAUGUAAAGCUAACAAAGGAUGAUUUGGAAGAGCUUUCAAAUGCUGUCGCUAUUCAAGAGGUUGCGGGUUCGAAAACUUGGGCUUUCGGAGAAUCAAUCACAUGGAAGUAUGCAAACACUCCGAAAAAAGUUAUCGACGCAUGAGAUUAAUUAGAUUUCUGAACAAUGCAUCAUUUUUUUUGUUUCUCAUCUACAAUUUGUAUGCAUUGUAUGAUGUCAAAAUAUUGCCUUAUGAGUUAUUCACCUUGUCAUAGAAGAUUAUGGGAUUGAUGUAACCCUACUAUCAAAACAAUUCUCAUAGGAUUAUAUCUGAA
Phalaenopsis equestris is the source of this 1314-nucleotide messenger RNA. RefSeq names its product probable aldo-keto reductase 1. Gene Ontology annotation, cellular component: cytoplasm. The record is from RefSeq and is a predicted model, not a curated record. The coding region runs from base 98 to 1144 and encodes 348 amino acids. NCBI's taxonomy places the organism in Eukaryota, Viridiplantae, Streptophyta, Magnoliopsida, Asparagales, Orchidaceae. The transcript has 7 exons.